Molecule: messenger RNA, 4270 nt
Organism: Morus notabilis
Lineage: Eukaryota; Viridiplantae; Streptophyta; Magnoliopsida; Rosales; Moraceae
Product: putative disease resistance protein RGA4
Exons: 5
Coding region: 1-4197 (1398 amino acids)
Biological process (GO): defense response to other organism
Molecular function (GO): protein binding; ADP binding
Source: RefSeq, a predicted model, not a curated record
AUGUGUGUUGAUAUUGGACGAGAUCACCGAUCUGAGAUACGUCGAGAACGAACCCGUUUCAUCAUUGACUACAUUCUUUCCAUCUCUGCAAGAACUCUGAUUAGUGAUCGAGGAUUGCUCAAAGUUGGAUUCAGUGCCAUUUUUUUCCCAACUCUUGAACAAGGAUUAGUGCUGGACUCUACUUGCUGGAGUCCAUUCCAACUCACGGUGAAGCACAGACCAAAACCCUUACUUUCAAUGGCGGCGGACAUACCGAGCAUGAUCAUCGUUUUGAAGCAGAUGUCUGAGUUGGUGGGAUCUGAAGCCAUGAAGGAGAGAGCUUUAGAUGACUGUCUGAAACUAGAAAGCAUCAUCUCAGAUCUAAUAUUUGUUUUACAGAGAGUACAGCAGCAGCCGUAUAUGAAUCUGGAGCGGGUUGAAGAUGCAGUUUAUGAAGCUUAUGACUUUCUGGACGAUUGCUUAGCAGUGGUUUCUUCUGGACGUCGAAGAAGAAGAGUCGCGUCUCCAAACAAAAAUAUUAACAUAGCCACAAAGGUAGGCAGUUUCUUCUCACUUGCCUCCUCAAACCCAAUUGUUUUUCGGCACAACAUGGGUUACGCAACGAAGAAACUCAGGAAAGCUCUUCAACGAAGUGUGGCGCUCACAAAUAUUCGAGUUCAUGCGGAUGUGAUAAGGGCCGCAUACCUGUUUGCAGAGGCCGGAAAGCAGCUACCGUCAUAUCCACAUGUAAAGGAUGAAAACAUCAUUGGGAGGGAUUUGGACAAAGGGCAAAUCAUGAAACUUGUUCUCGAAGCUGCAGAUAUUGAAUCAACUGAACAGAAUCCUAGGGUCGUUCCUGUCGUUGGCUUUAAAGGAAUAGGAAAAACAACCCUUGCUAGGCUUGUUUACCAGGAACCGGUGGUCAGAGAAUGUUUUGAUCUGAGGAUGUGGGUUUGCGUUGAAGAUCGAUUUGAUGUUAGAUUUAUCGUCUUGGGUCUUAUGGGUUCUGUAGAACGUGAGCGCCUUGAUUAUCUUCAGAUGGAUCAAUUGCAAAAGGAACUCCGGAAAACAAUAAAUGGAAAGAGAUUCUUCGUUGUGCUAGAUGAUGUGAGGGAUAUAAGUCGGGAAAGUUGGCUGAGCUUAAGAAACCUGUUAGUGGGUGGUGCAGAGGGUAGCACGGUGUUAGUGACUACCCGCAGUGAAAAGGUUGCUAACAUCGCGCGCACAGUUGCUCAAUCCUAUCACUUGGGUCGUUUGAACAAUGCAGACUCUCGGCUUCUACUAAAAAGAGCAGCUUUUCAUACAAAUGAUGGAGAGGAGGAGGUCCAAGCAUUCGAGGAAAUAGGGAGACAAAUUGCAGCAAAAUGCGAGGGAGUUCCUCUUGUCAUAUGGUGUGUUGGGUCAUCACUGCGUUUAAAAGGUGUUGAUGAGUGGCAGAGUUUUGAUGCUAAGGAGGAAAUUGCUCGAGUAAGGAGAAAGUACGACGAAGAAAGUGACAAUAAACAGACUAAAGUAGCGAGUGGAAUGAGGGAGACUCACUCUUUUGUACCUCAGGAAGAGAUUAUUGGGAGGGACGCUGACAAGGAAGCAAUCAUGGAACAGUUGUUGGCACACAGUUCUGAAGAGAAUGAACUAAUGGUCAUUGCCAUAGUUGGCGCUGCAGGAUUAGGGAAAACAGCCCUCGCACAGCUCAUUUUCAAUGACUCCCGGGUCCAAGACCAUUUUGAUUUAAGCAUCUGGGUGUGUGUCACUGAGGACUUUGACUUGAAAAAGAUUAUGAUGAAUAUUAUUGUAUCAGUGACAAGUAAAGACCCAGGUUACCCGGAAUUGGAAGAAUUAGCACGUGAUAUUCAUCAAGAAAUACUUGGAAAGAGGUAUCUCCUCAUACUUGAUGAUGCGUGGAAUGAGGAUCAUGAAAAGUGGUCGCGUUUAUUAUCCUUUUUAUCUUCCGGUGCAAAUGGAAGCAGAGUAAUUGUAACUACACGUAAUGAAAAUGUUGUAGUAAAUCUGGCAAGCGAAAAGCAUACGCAUCGGUUGAAAUCUCUAGACGAGGCCAGUUCUUGGUCUUUAUUCGUGAAAACAGCCUUUGAGAAAGGACAGCAACCAACUAACUCCAACAUUAUAAAGAUUGGAAAGGAUAUUGUAGCAAACUGUGGUGGAAUGCCUCUUGCCAUAAAGACAAUAGGAGGGAGAUUGUAUUUUAAAAAUUCGGAAACAGAGUGGCAGUCAUUCUACGAGAAGGAACUCCCAAAGAUAUUAAAUACUGGAGCAGAUAUGCUAGCAUCUCUUAUGUUGAGUUAUGAUGACCUCCCAUACUUUCUGAAGGCGUGUUUUUUUUAUUGUGGUCUAUUUCCUAAAGAUUAUGAAAUCGACGUGCAAACACUCGUAAACUUGUGGAUGUCACUGGGUUUUAUAAUAAAGCCGAAUCCAGAUUUAAAUCUCGAGGACGUGGGUUAUGGGUAUUUUGUUGAUUUACUUCGAAGAUCAUUCUUUCAAGAAACUAUGCGAGAUGAGCAGGGCCGUAUAACAAAAUGCAAAAUGCAAAAUUCCAUGUGUGAUCUUGCCAGGUCAGUAGCUCAGAAUGUAUGUGCAACUAUUGGUAUAAAGGGGGGAAUUAAUGGUGCAAAAUCUCGUCAUGUAUCAUUUGAUUUUCAUUUAGAUUCAUCCUGGCAUAUUCGUUUGUUGGCUCAAUCAAAAAGGAUCCAAAGCUUGAUUUUGCCUACGCAAUUACGACAGGAAGUUGAAGGGAGAUCAAGUGAGUCGGUUUGUGAAGAAGUUACAAAAUUUAAGUACUUACGCAUGUUGGAUUUGCAUAAUUCAGGGAUCAAGGUCGUGUCGGAUUCUAUUGGUGAUUUGAAGCAUCUGAGGUAUCUCGAUCUUUCUCAGAAUUUGAAUAUCAAGGCAUUGCCAAAUUCUAUCGGUAAGCUGCACCAUUUGCAAACUUUGAAACUCAAUCAUUGCAGUAAUCUUCAGAAGUUGCCAGGAGCCAUUAGAAAGUUAGUCAAUUUGAGAAAUCUCGAAAACGAGUCCUGUUAUUGCUUGACCCAUAUGCCACAACGACUCAGUCAACUUUCUAAUCUCCAGACAUUAUCGGAAUUCGUAUUGAGCAAGGGCAUUUGCUCUGCCUCCAAUCAGAGUGCUAAGCUUGAUGAACUUGCGGAACUCAAUGAAUUGAGAGGCAAGCUCAAAAUUAAAAACUUGAGCUGCUUGGGAGGUGAUGAGACAACAAGAGCAAGGUUGAAAGAAAAGCAGUAUCUUCUAUCCUUGAUCUUAAUUUGGGAUAUUGAUGCUGUUAAUGUAGAAUCUGAUUAUGAAAAGUUACUGGAAGAUCUUCAGCCGCAUCCAAAUCUCAGAGAAUUGUCUUUAUCUGCUUAUGGAGGGGUUAGGUUUUCCAGUUGGCUUCCUCAACAUGAAAAUCUUGUGAAAUUUUCUUUAUCCAGAUGCAGAAAAUGUCAAUGCCUACCGCCACUACAUCGCUUACCUCGUCUUGAAGUGCUGUUGGUGGAUGAGUUGCCGGAGCUAGAGUACAUUUCUGACAAGAAUGAAUCAGGAGCAUUCUUUCAAUCCCUCAAAGAGCUGCAACUUACGAAUUUGCCAAAAUUAGCGCGGUGGUGGAAACGUGCAGCUGGUGAUGAAAAAACGACAUUUUCACGUCUGUCUAAGCUGAUCAUCAAGGAUUGUCCCAGUCUAAUUUCCAUGCCACUGUUCCCAUGUUUAGAAGAACUAUUAGUGCUGAAAAAUACCAGAGGGGAGCCUUUCCAAGAGACUAUUGCAGCACGUCGAAUUCCAAGCACAACAUCUGAAGCAUCAUCAUCUACUUCCUCAACAACCGUCCCUCCCUCAGUCCCUCUCUCCAAAUUGAGGACUCUAUGCCUCAUCAACAUGCCCAAUGGCGGUCCGAAAAUGUGGCAGUCCCUUUCAAGCCUCCGUUCUGUAACACUCGAUCAUCUUCAAGAUAUAAAGACUCUCCUUGAAGGGCUUGAGCAAGUAACCAACCUGCAAGAACUCCAUGUUUGGCGUUGUGAUAGUUUGGAGGAGAUAAGUUGGCUCAGCAAAAUCAGAUCACUCAGGAUACUUUCACUGAGGCUGUGCCCCAAUUUGACGAUACCUCGUGAUAGAAUUAGCCUCAUCACCUCCUUACAGAAGGUGGAGAUUGAGGAAUGCCCUCGGAUUUCUCACAUCGAACGCAUGCUUGAGGAUCGCUUAUACAGGCAAUAAUUCAGAAUCCGCAGCUUCUUUAGUCUUAAAUUUAAUUUACUCGGGCCCUGAAUAAAAGAUUUAAUGAAGGUCC